This is a messenger RNA of Xenopus laevis (African clawed frog), 3629 nucleotides long. It is a transcript of the gene hyou1.L, whose product is annotated as hypoxia up-regulated 1 L homeolog. NCBI's taxonomy places the organism in Eukaryota, Metazoa, Chordata, Amphibia, Anura, Pipidae. Gene Ontology annotation, molecular function: ATP hydrolysis activity; ATP binding. The coding region runs from base 212 to 3169 and encodes 985 amino acids. Gene Ontology annotation, biological process: endoplasmic reticulum unfolded protein response; response to stress; negative regulation of hypoxia-induced intrinsic apoptotic signaling pathway. The transcript has 26 exons. Gene Ontology annotation, cellular component: endoplasmic reticulum; endoplasmic reticulum lumen; endoplasmic reticulum chaperone complex. The record is from RefSeq and is a predicted model, not a curated record.
GCCUGUGCGCGAGACAUUGAAGGAGAGGUAAAAAAAAAUACCGGCGGGGUGACAGAAAAAUUGGUGCUUCGGUUAUUUACGGGGGGCAGCGAGAAAGAUUGGCGGCUGUUCUGAGCCGAGUUUAGGGAGGUGGUGGUGUUGCUGACCCCCAUAGUUCUCUCUCAAACCAACACCAGAGAGAGAGAGAGGCAGCCAGUUGUUUUUGAGGUGCAUGAUGAUUGUUCAUAAAGUGUUUGGGAACAUGAGGCCAUUGGUUUGUGUUUUUUGGAUGUUCCUCUUAGCACUACUGUCUUCGCAUACUGAGUCUGUGGCUGUUAUGUCUGUAGAUUUGGGCAGUGAAUGGGUAAAAGUGGCCAUUGUGAAACCAGGAGUCCCUAUGGAAAUUGUUUUAAACAAGGAAUCUCGGAGAAAAACCCCAGUUGCUAUUGCUUUAAAGGAGAAUGAACGUCUCUUUGGAGAUAAUGCUCUUGGCAUGGCUGUCAAGAACCCUAAGGUUACAUUUCGAUAUUUCCAAGAUCUACUUGGGAAGCGGGUUGACAACCCACAAGUAAAGGCAUUCGAGGCCAGGUUUCCUGAAUAUCAGUUGGUAAAGGAUGAGCGUCGGGAAACAGUCCUCUUCAAACUUUCCGAAGAUUUAAUCUAUUCACCAGAGGAACUCUUGGGAAUGAUAUUAAAUUACUCUAGGUCUUUGGCUGAGGAUUUUGCUGAGCAGUCUGUAAAGGAUGUAGUGAUCACGGUGCCUGCCUUCUUUAACCAGGCAGAGCGCAGAGCAGUCCUGCAGGCAGCCCAACUCUCCGGCCUCAAGGUUCUUCAGCUUAUUAACGAUAACACAGCAGUAGCCUUAAAUUAUGGUGUGUUCCGCAGGAAAGAUAUCAAUGCCACAGCACAGAAUAUAAUGUUUUAUGACAUGGGCGCCAGGAGUACAGUCUGCACCAUUGUGACAUAUCAAACUGUAAAGACUAAAGACUCUGGAACGCAACCCCAGCUGCAAAUUCGAGGAGUAUGGUUUGAUCGCACGCUUGGUGGGCUAGAAAUAGAUUUAAGGCUCCGGGAUCACUUGGCCAAACUCUUCAAUGAGCAGAAGAAAUCCAAGAAGGACGUUCGAGAAAACCAAAGAGCCAUGAACAAGUUGCUUAAGGAGGCCAAUCGUGUGAAGACCAUCCUUAGUGCAAACAAUGACCAUAUGGCGCAGAUUGAAGGUCUUAUGGAUGAUAUUGACUUCAAAGCAAAGGUGACUCGUCAGGAAUUGGAGGACCUAUGUGCUGAUCUCUUUAAUAGAGUUUCUGCUCCUGUCCAGCAGGCCCUGGCCAGUGCGGAGAUGAAAAUGGAAGAAAUUGACCAAGUAAUCUUAGUAGGAGGGUCUACCCGUGUACCCAAAGUACAGGAGUUACUGCUCAAAGUUGUUGGGAAAGAAGAACUAGGCAAAAACAUAAAUGCAGAUGAGGCAGCAGCUAUGGGCGCUGUUUAUCAGGCAGCUGCACUCAGUAAAGCCUUCAAAGUAAAGCCAUUCAUAGUUCGAGAUGCAGCCAUCUUCCCAAUACAGGUGGAAUUCACGCGUGAGGUGGAAGAGGAGAAUCACAUCAAAAGUCUAAAACAUAAUAAGCGAAUUCUUUUUCAUCGGCUGGCCCCAUACCCCCAACGUAAAGUUAUCACCUUUAAUAGAUAUACAGAUGACUUUGCUUUCAGUAUCAAUUAUGGAGAUCUAAGCUACCUAGGACCUGAGGAUUUAAAGGUUUUUGGAUCUUUAAAUCUUACAACUGUAAAAUUAAAUGGAGUUGGAGAGAGUUUCCAAAAAAGAUCAGACUAUGAGUCCAAAGGCAUCAAGGCUCACUUUAACAUGGAUGAAAGUGGACUUCUUACUCUUGACAGGGUUGAAGCAGUGUUUGAGACUGUUGUUGAUGAGAAGCCAGAGCAGGAAUCUACCUUAACAAAACUUGGAAAUACCAUAUCCAGCCUGUUUGGAGGUGGAAGUUCUGUCUCUGAAACUAAAGAGAAUGCUACAGACUCUGUCCAAGAAGAAGAUGAGGUGCCAACUGAACCUACAAAAGAGGAGGAACCGGAGACUGCAGAUUCAACUGAUAAACAGCAGGAUAAAGAAAAAGAUACCACAGAAACUAAUGAUAAAGAAGAAGGGAAAAAGGAGGAAGAAAAGGCUGAACCCCAGGAAGGAAAAGAAAAACAGGAGGAUGGCAAGGAAGAAGCCUCUGCAAAGGCCCCAGAGGAAGAUGCCAAGAAACCUACAGCCCCUAAGAAGCAAAAGUUGGUGGAUGAUAUUGGUGUAGAACAGACACUAAAUGAUAUUCCAGAUUUCAUUGAAGAGGAGCUAAAAAAAGCUGCCAAAAGACUUCAGGAACUAACGGAAAGAGACUUUAAUAAGCAAGAGCGAGAGAAGGCUGCAAACAGCUUAGAAGCAUUUAUUUUUGAGACCCAGGAUAAACUCGACCAAAAGGAGUUUAAAAAGGUUUCCACGACUGAGCAAAGAGAGGAGAUCUCUACUAAACUAAACCAGGCUUCCACCUGGCUUGAGGAAGAGGGAUAUGCAGCAACCACAAAGGAACUAAAAGACAAGCUGUCUGAACUCAAAAAGUUAUGCAAGGCCUUAUUCUUCAAGGUGGAAGAGAGGAGAAAGUGGCCUGACCGGCUAGCAGCCCUUGACAGUUUACUGAACCACUCUAGCAUCUUCCUAAAGAGUGCAAGAAUGAUCCCAGAAGAUGAUCAGAUUUUCACAGACGUAGAGUUGGGGGUUUUAGAGAAGCUCAUCACUGACACCUGGACUUGGAAGAAUGAAACUUUGGCUGAACAGGCUAAGCUGUCGCUUACUGAGAAGCCAGUACUUUUGUCUAAGGAUAUUGAGAUAAAGAUUGGAGCACUUGAUCGGGAGGUGCAGUACUUGCUCAACAAGGCAAAAUUUUCCAAACCCAAGCCUAAAAAAAAGAACAACACCACAAAACCUGAGAACACAGAAAAGAACGCUACAGAAACUGAGGAAAAGAUUAUACCUCCCAAAGAAGAGAGUACACAAGAAAAUGCCAGUAAUCCAGAGCCUGUAAAAGAGCCACCAGUAGCAGAAGAGAAGACAGAAAUUCCAGAAUUAGAAGGGUCAGAAGCAGAUGCCACAUCACAAAAGCCUUCAGAAAAGCCAGAUGAGACCCACAAGACUGAAUUAUAAUUACAUCUCUCCUUCCUCUGCCUGUGUUGGCACACACAUAUUUAUUAACAUUACUUUUUUGUAAUGGACCUUAAUGUUUUCUGCCAACAGAACUGUGUUUUCUUUGUUUUCCUUUGUUGUUGUUGUUUUUUUUUUUUUUUGGAAAACCGUACUGAAGAUGUAAAUUUCUGUCCUGUGGAAGAGCACAGAAGAGCAAAUGUUCUUUGUGUACCUGCUGGUGUUUUAUUUAACUUUUCCAUCAACUGUCAAAUAUUCUCAUUAGGCUACUAAAGUAGUGCCCAAAGCAAGACUAUCUCUUAAAUCCAAAUUCAACCAGUCUCUCCUACAAUACUGGGUUAUCUUUGCAGUAGCCAUCCAGGAGAAACAGGAAGUUAUACAAAAAGAAGUGGCACGUAUGGCUUGACGUUCUACAAUUUCUAAUUGUUUGAAACCUGACAAAAUAAAUGCUUAUUUAGACCUA